Molecule: messenger RNA, 1099 nt
Organism: Suncus etruscus (white-toothed pygmy shrew)
Lineage: Eukaryota; Metazoa; Chordata; Mammalia; Eulipotyphla; Soricidae
Gene: CLTA
Product: clathrin light chain A
Exons: 7
Coding region: 87-824 (245 amino acids)
Biological process (GO): intracellular protein transport; clathrin coat assembly; clathrin-dependent endocytosis
Cellular component (GO): plasma membrane; synaptic vesicle membrane; clathrin coat of trans-Golgi network vesicle
Molecular function (GO): clathrin heavy chain binding; structural molecule activity
Source: RefSeq, a predicted model, not a curated record
UCGCUUCCCGAGCGGCCGCUCACCGUGCGCCGGGCCCGGGGGUGGGGUCGGUGGCUUGGCUGUCCGUGGCCGUUGAACCGCUCUCGAUGGCUGAGGUGGAUCCGUUCGGCGCCCCGGCCGGCGGCCCCGCGCUGGGGAACGGGGUGGCCGGCGCGGGCGACGAGGACCCGGCCGCGGCCUUCUUGGCGCAGCAGGAGAGCGAGAUCGCGGGCAUCGAGAACGACGAGGCCUUCGCCAUCCUGGACGGAGGCACUCCGGGCUCCCAGCCGCACGGCGAGCCGCCGGGGGGUCCGGAUGCUGUUGAUGGAGUGAUGAAUGGCGAAUAUUACCAGGAGAGUAAUGGUCCAACAGACAGUUAUGCAGCUAUUUCACAAGUGGAUCGAUUGCAAUCAGAGCCUGAAAGUAUCCGUAAAUGGAGAGAAGAGCAGACGGAACGCUUGGAGGCCCUGGAUGCCAACUCUCGGAAGCAAGAAGCAGAGUGGAAAGAAAAGGCAGUAAAGGAGCUAGAAGAGUGGUAUGCGAGGCAGGACGAACAGCUACAGAAAACAAAAGCAAACAACAGGGUGGCAGAUGAAGCUUUCUACAAACAACCCUUCGCUGACGUGAUUGGUUAUGUCACAAACAUAAACCAUCCUUGCUACAGCCUAGAACAGGCAGCAGAAGAAGCCUUUGUAAACGACAUUGAUGAGUCGUCCCCAGGCACUGAGUGGGAACGGGUGGCCCGGCUGUGUGACUUUAACCCCAAGUCCAGUAAGCAGGCCAAAGACGUCUCCCGCAUGCGCUCUGUGCUCAUCUCCCUCAAGCAGGCCCCCCUGGUGCACUGAAGAGCCCAUGGAAACAUCUGCAAUAUCUUAAUCCUACUCAGUGAAGCUCUUCACAGUAAUUGGGUUAAUUAUGUUGAGUUCUUUUGGACCAAACCUUUUGUCUGUAGAGUUGAUCAUUGUUUGUGAUUGCAUGUUUCCUUCCUGUGUCCUCCCCGGCAUUCAGAGAGGAGGGGAGGCGGCAGAGGGAUGAGGGGACGCCUCCCAGCGGUGGCCUCAGCCUGUGCUUUUUGUGCAUUAUUCUGAAAAUAAAUUUCUGUUUCAAGCAAUAACACAAA